This is a messenger RNA of Penicillium subrubescens, 900 nucleotides long. RefSeq names its product putative esterase/lipase. Gene Ontology annotation, molecular function: hydrolase activity. Lineage: Eukaryota; Fungi; Ascomycota; Eurotiomycetes; Eurotiales; Aspergillaceae. The transcript has a single exon. The record is from RefSeq and is a predicted model, not a curated record. The coding region runs from base 1 to 900 and encodes 299 amino acids.
AUGUUUUCCAUCGUUACAUAUUGUUAUCUGAAGACUUUUGCAGUCCUUCUACGAAUUGUGAUUGCCCUGGGUAGCCGCAUUGCAGGCCGCCCUGUACCCCGGCCAGAUGAAGUGCGCCACAUUGCGUCGCGCGAUCCAGGAAGAACGAUCAAGAUCUAUGUCUAUCGCCCAGUCAAACCCACCACAGGACCCAGCCCGGUGCUGAUCAACUUCCACGGCAGCGGCUUCCUACUUCCCCUGCAUGGCAGUGAUGUCGAAUUUUGUCAAACCAUCAGCAAAAACACCCAAUACACCGUCUUGGAUGUGCCGUAUCGCCUUGCGCCAGAGAACCCGUUCCCUGCAGCGCUGAAUGAUGUCGAAGAUGCCAUCAACUAUGCCCUAGGUCGUUCAGAAGAGUUUAACUCCUCACGGAUCUCUCUCUCUGGAUUCAGCGCUGGAGGAAACCUCGUGCUGGCCGCAUCGGCAACACUCUUCCCUCCCAACACCUUCCGCGCUCUUCUCGCAUAUUAUCCAGCCUUAGAUCUAGCCUCUGACGCAGCUACAAAGGUCGCCCCCGAUCCCAGUGGCCGCGUCAUUCCUAUUCCCGUCGCGCGCUUAUUCAAUCGCUGCUAUGUUCCUCCUGGAGUGGACAAACGGGACCCGCGGAUCUCUCCCAAGUAUGCCGAUCUGGAGCGAUUCCCGCAUCGAAUGCUGAUGAUCACGGCCGAGGGUGACUCGCUUGCUCUUGAGGGAGAAGAUCUGGCAAGGAAGCUGGAGAAACUUCCCGGGCGCCAUGUGGUCAGUGAGCGCAUGGCUGGUUGCAAACAUGCGUGGGACAAGCGAACGCGGGCGGGAACCCCGCAGCGUGAGGCUCGGGAUCGAGCAUAUACGCUGGCGGUGGACAUGUUGAACGAGGCUUAA